This is a messenger RNA of Volvox carteri f. nagariensis, 8978 nucleotides long. RefSeq lists its product as uncharacterized. The record is from RefSeq and is a predicted model, not a curated record. Bases 1 to 8466 code for a protein of 2821 amino acids. The transcript has 14 exons. Lineage: Eukaryota; Viridiplantae; Chlorophyta; Chlorophyceae; Chlamydomonadales; Volvocaceae.
AUGAAGAGCGGCAUAGACCAACUGCGCGAAGAGAAGUACAGGUUUACAAUAGAAACGCAAGGCCUUGCAUACACAACUAAGCAUCAUCGCUUGCCUAACCAGGACGAAGAUGCGGACUGGUCCGGAGGCGACAGCGACCAGGAAGUCGUCCCGACGAAGAAUGACUCGCCGUUGGCACAUCAUAUGGCGACGGAGCUUAUACGGGUGCUUCGGGAGGGAGAAUCUCGGGGGUGCACUGAUGACGCGCUGGAGCGGCUCCUGGCAGGACCCCUGCAGUCGGGUUCCAACAUUGCUGACUACGAUGUCGCCAAGGACUACAUAAAGCAGGGCCGCGUCCUAAGCUCGAUAGAAACUUCCAGUUCCGGCUCGCCACCAGAGCCCGGGCCGGGGCAAGACCCGCCGUUGCCGAACCCCAUGCAAACUGAAGAAGCACAGGCAACCGUCAUGGCGCUUAUGGCGCCGCCGUGGACAGCGGCAAUUCGACAAGGCUCGACAGCCGGUGCCGGUAGCACCACCACGUCUACAGGGCGAGGCGCAGAUGAUGAUGAUGUUGAGCGCCCGCGGCCACGACCCCACCACGGCCGCAUCAAGGAGCAAAUGGACCUGCUGCAGAACGCCGACCAGCUGGCCGCCAUCAUAUCCGUCGCGACCACAGCGGCCACCACAGCUGCUGCGGCAGCGGUAAAGCAAACAAUGCUGCCACCUCCAGGACUCCUGCCGCCAGGAGCAUAUGCCCGCAUGCACGCAGCAGGGCGGUCCAUGUAUGGUCUGCCUGUUGAGCUUGCGGGCGGAGCACGGCUCCCUCAGUCUUUGCUGCAUCAGCGGCCAGGGACUGAUUCAGCAGCUCAGGCUCCUGCAGCUGACUGCGGUAAUGAAAGCCCAGAUCCCCAGCCGCAGGAGCGCCAGGGCGCCUUGGUGUCGCCUCACCGCCGUUUUACGCCAAUGGUCAUUGCGCGGCGUGCGGUGGUGAACGCUAGAGAUGCGGUGGCUGUUCAGGCGUCGGCGGCGUACCCCGACGAAAAUGAGCAUCGAGGUGGAGAUGGGCCUGGAGGUUGGGGAGGGCUUGGGCAGGCCAGCAGAGAAGCGCAGAUGAGACGGCAGCGCCUGCGUUGGUCGCAGCGACUGGGUGUGCCACUGGGCCAGUCGCCCGUUGGUGCGCCGGAGUUAGGAGGAGGAACUGCCAGUCCCAGCGAUGCCUUAAGCGGCAACGCCAGCGGCACGCCAGGCAGCAACCUGCGUGUGGUGCGGCUGGGUGCGCCGCGAGUCACAGCCAGGACGCCUAGGCCCAUCAGGCCGGAAUCCUUAGAAGAGCUGCAGUCACAUGCCCCGCAAGACCAGGUAACAACCCUUGCCUCUACAGGGGGCAUUGAGGCAGGACAGGACAGAGCAGGAAGAGCUAAGCCCUCCAGGGACGAAGAGGGCGCGCUGGCCGGCGGUAGCGGCAAGGGCGCGGUCGGCGGAGAGCUUUCGGGCAGACCAACACGUGUGGAUGCAGCUGUUGGUAGCGAAACCCAGACGAUUGCAUCUCUGGGUUCUGCCAUGGAAGCCCCCCCAGUGCUACCUGCCAUCGCUCAUGCGGAGCAACCUGACUGGCUUGAUUCACAACCCAUAAACGGAAGUAAUGGCAUUGCCACAAGUCGACAGCCUUCUCCCGCAAGGAAUGGUCCCAGCGUGGUAGGAGAUGUGCAUACAAAUGGCUAUUUCGUCACCGGUGGAGAGUCCGUCUUUGCACGAGCUCAUACCGCUGUGGGGUUGGGAGCUCUAGGGCCGCAGGCUGGCGGUGCAGAGGCGACCUCGAAGGCUUGGGAAUUGGGGCCGCCUCAACCGCGUCGGUCUGCGCUGCCUGCGGACGUAAGGGAUGCUUUUCGCUCAACGCUCGCUUUCAUAGGCGACCCAGAUGGCGCACGCGCACAGCAGCACAAGCCACCCUCAUGGGCAGCGCUGGCGGACGUAGAAGAACGAAAGGAAGCUCAAAGGGAGGCGGAGGAGUUGUUGGGCGGUGCGUUCGAUUAUGCUGCCGUCAAGCGCGAGCUGGAGCAGGCAAGGCGGGCAUCGCGGCUCAUGGUGCAAGCAGGGGGACCUGCAAGCCCGUCGGCCUGCCUGGGUGCAGCAGCACACACGAUGCCUUCGAUGCACGCUGCUGGCGGCCGCCCGCGUCCUGUCUCUGGAACAGUAGCUACGACUGGGUUGGCGUUGGCAAAAGCGGCUCCACAACCCCGCGGGGAUUUCACAGGAUUGCUGCCACCACCGUACUCCGUCUGGGACGUUGAUGAAGCUUGGUUCGAUUUGGGCGAGUUCACGAAGGCCGUCGAGGCAGAGGUUGCAUACAGGGCUGCUGCACCCGCGGCGGCCCUUUCACAGCGUGGAUCGCCUGGAGCUAAGCAGGCGGGAUCCAGUGCGGCCAUCACCACAGCUGCGGUGGGGCAGACGGCGCGAGCGGGGCGGACUUUAACGGGACGACAGGCUAUCUCAACCGGCACCGCCACAGCCCCCGGGCCUGACGUGGUCCAGGAACAGACAGAUGCGACAGCGCGGACUGGGGCCCGCCAGCGUGCGCUCAGCCCUGGACCGCGAGCGCCGCGCCCAUUACUGACGGCGGCUGCGGCGGAAACGUCGUCGUCACCCCCUAGAGCUUUGCGUAAAACACAGGCAUCUGGGUCUGUACGCAUAGCAUUCGGGCGCCGUGUGGAUGAAGCGCCUAAGGCGGUCGAAGCCGGAUCUUCAAGAGCUCGUUCGAGCAGCCCGCCGACAGCCCGGGCUUCGCCCAGCCGGGCUCGCACGCGCACGCGCAAGACCUCGGGCAGGACUGCAGCGGCGGCGGACGCGCCCCCGCCAUCUCCCAAUUCAUCUAGCACUGGUGAUGCCAUGCAUCAAGUUCUGAGCGCCCUGGCCUCCGUGUUACUGUCCGAUGGUGAUGAAGCUGAUGACGAUGUCCGCGCUGACCAAGGCGAUGGGAAAGGCGUCCCUGUGGACAGAGCAGGCAGCCUUCUUCCCACCCCGGUAGACCAGGCACCCGGCCGCGAGGCAGCGGUGCAAACCGGACUAGCGGACCCGCAACCAGUCUCACUUCAUGCAAUCGAGCCAGAGCACAAGGGCCUGCUACAGCAGCAGCCGCUGGUCGAGUCCAGCUCUACCCUGUUAAGCGAAGCUCCUGAGCAACUCGCCACACAACCCAACGGCAUUCAGAAUAUUCGUGGUACUGUUUUCGCAACUGCAGCACCUAGCACAUUGGGAGCGGCAAGCAGCAACACUGCUGCUGUGGCGCAGCAGCCGUGGCCGCAACCAGGCGCUCUUGCCUGGCCUAACACAACAGCUACAUCCCGUCCUCGCUUCCAGUACGUCGUCGACACCGCACAUCCGCCCAUCACUCGUUUGCCCGCAUGGGCUGCCUCUGCAGCAUCUGCAGAGGGUGCACCCUCAGCAUACAUGGCGGCCUUGGGAGCUGCACCAACCGGCCUGGGUUUCAGUACGCCAAUCAAACGGCAACCGCCAGGCCCCGCCGCGGCGGCAAUGGCUCUCCCCUUGGUGGCUCAUCAGCCUGCCCAUGUGCUUGGCAUGUCCGCAAAUCCCUCUGAGACACGUGUACUGCAGCAGACUGGUGGUGACGGGGCGAUCAUCGCAGCAACAAAAGGCCCGAAUGGCCUUAGUUGGCAGCCUCUGGAACAACAGCAACGUCAGCAGCAGCAGCAACUUUCCCCGCAGCCUCAGCAGCAGCUAACGUUCCCUGCGCCAGGGGACGUCCCAAGCAACACGCGUUUACUGCCUCCGCAGGCCGCGGGCGCAGCAUUAGCUGCCGCGGCAGCUGCGGCCAGCGCGCCGGCCACGGGUCGGCGCGCGCCUGAUCCCGGCCAGCAAUGGGAAGCUGACAUGCUGCAGGUGGUGGAAGACGAGGUGGUGAAGCGCCUGGCCAUGGCACAGCUAUCCGCACAAGACCACCGUGCUCCAGAGAUCAGCCUGAAAGACCUUUCAGGCAUGGUGCCGCCACUGGUGGACUUGGACCUUUCUCGCCGUCUGGUGUGUGACGUGCUCCGGGACAACCUGCGCAGCCUUUUGGCCAGCCCAUGGCAGCAGAGCGCCUCUGCGGCUACAGAAACUGCAGGCGUCCCGACGCUGGAGGAGGUGGUAGCGGCGCUUGCGACAAUGCCGGUGCUGCCGGAGCGGCAGCAGCAGCAGGAGCCGGCAUCCCAGCAUGGGGCGGACGCUCCGGCUGCAGCUGCCGUUAGUCACCUUGGUAUGGCCGCUGACGCACCCUAUAAUGAUACGCGGGAUGGUGAGAGAUCCGCGGUGCACGCGGCAGUCACCGAUGUCGGCGACACGGGUGGUGAUGUUUCGCCAGUCCUUGGCCUUGAUGCAUCGUUUGGGGACUUCGUAACUGGGACGCAAAGCGCUACGACGGCCGCCAUCGAAGGCCUCAGCGGAAGCUACCUUGGCCGAACAACUCAACCUGAGGGUGCUGGUGGUAUGGGCGGACAGGAUGCUGCCAGCCCUGGCGCGGCGGCUGCGGUUGGCACCACGCAGGCGUGGCAACCUGUCUACGCUGCCAAGCGUGCACAGCAGUCAUCGCAGACAGUGCAAGCAGCACCGAAUGCUGUAGCUGCCGCUGUCCAAACCGACGGCGAGGACCCGGGAGUCCGCAUGCUCCAUGCCGACGCAUCAACGGGGAUGUCCGCAAUCGAUCUUGCACCAGCGACACACAGCCAGGCGACUUGGCAGUACAGCGCGCCCGUCUCUUUCCCAACUUCUGCUAUCCCGGCAGGCCUGUCAUCAGAACUCAUGCCAAGCUCGCUCAGCAACCCGCUGGGGUUCCCAGGAGCCUCCUUGCCGUCAAUCCCCACGCCAGGCGCCAUGGGGGCGGGGAAAGCUGGUUUGGGGGGUCGAGACCCUCUGCCGGGUGCACCGCUAGCGGCACCGGCGCCAGAUCAAGGUUUCGUUAAAGAGACCAGCGUAUCUCUGGCGUCGUCAGGCGGCGCAGUGCAGCAAAGUCCGAGCCGUUCGCAGGGCGUCCAGGCUCAUGGUGUGCAGGCACGCGGCGUGCAAGCGCAUGGCGCGGAGGCCCGUGCUGUGCAGGCCCACGGGGUCGUGGAGGCACGGGGUAUCCAGGCGCACGGCAUGGCGGCCCGGGCCAUCCAGGCUGCCGGGGUACAGGAGCGAGCUACUCAAGCUGCCGGGGUCAUGGAUAGGUCGUCGCAGGCGGAUCCACCGCCGCCCCAUUACCUUCUUCAGGCUGCGAUGAUGGCAGGUUUGCCCAACGGCACUGUCCCGCCGUUGCCCCGCGCUUAUGGGACCAUAAGUGUGGAGGGUGGACAGCCGAUCCUGGCGCCGGAUGGUUCUCCCCUCGCCAUGCCCCGGCCUUUCUACCUGGUUCCAGCCGACAAUUCGCAGCUGUCAUCCGUCCUUGCCCUGCAUGGCGGUGCAUCCGAGUUCACCUUUCCGCUGCUUGCGCGUGGAGAGGGCAGCCGCCCGUUGCUCAACAUUCCGGGGCUCUCUAAGCUGCGGGAUUCGUCUGACGUGGAGUCGAGCACGGACAGCAUGGAACGUCGUUUACAGGCGCCUGCAGCACGCGCGCGGGCUGCGGCGCUAGAAGCCCUACGCAUGGCUUCCCGUGGCAGCCUCGACAGCGACGACGGCAUACUUCAGCGCAGCUACGCGCAGCUUGAGCUGGCGGCCCUGACGGCCAGGCCGGUGCGGCUGGAUCAGCAUAGAACCUCCUCAGAGCAGCCACAGCGGUCACAUCCAGCAGCAGCUGAGCAGCGGUCGAGCUCUCUGGAGCCAACAGAUCGCGUGGGAAGCGCUGGAAUGGGCAUCAAUGCCUCGGGCAGUACGAGGAGUGGCUCGUCUGCACGUAGCGAUGUCAGCCACGCGGGUGUUCUUAAUGGCGGUAAGAUACCCAUGGACAGCAGCCUGGUCAGUUCGGGGUCCUGGCGCCGUGGAAAUGGCCCCGUCAGCAAUCAAUUGGAAGCUCGUAACGGUGGCGACGCUGGCACUGGGCCACCGAGGUAUCUGACACAAAGCGCUGGGCCGUCGUCACGUGUGAGCACCGAUGAGCCACGCGACAGCUCCUCUGGUGCUGGCUCAGAAGGCCAUGGAAUUGAGCUUCUAGAGGAGUCCACUAACACCGCCGGUGUCGACGCUGCGGAGCGAUCACCAGCUGGUACCUCGCUGCCUGGCAGCAUCACAGGCAGCGGCAAGCACGGGGCAAAAGAAAGCCUGGGCGCUGCAUCCCGUGUUAGCAGUUUUGCAUUGAGUGAAGACCUAAUCGCACCGUCUUCGGGUACCGCUGGUGACGGCGCUCCACAUGAUUCGAGGAAAGGGUCAGCAGUGCCAAGCGGUGAGGCAUCGGCCCAUUCUGUGGAGCAUUACUCGGUGGCCAGUGUGCAUACCCCGGCCGUCAUGCACAAUGCGAGGCCGGGCCUGGCGUCAGCCACUGCAGGCACCGCGUACCAGACUCCUGCGGUCGGUGAUGACGAGCUCGUUGGAGAUCACGACUUUGCGGACGAAGAUCCCGUCCAGAUUCGCAGUGUGCACGUCGAGUCCUCGGACGACCGGGCGGGCAUGAAAGCUGACAGAAGUGAUAGCUUCGGUGGUGUACAGGUCGCCCCUCCCGUUACCGCCGAGGCUGCAGCUCCGACCGCCAGCGCCCCUGCCUUGAGGGAAACAUCCCAACGCCCAGGCAACAGUGUAAGCAGUGAUGCCGCAGAACAGGAGCACAGCCCAGUUGCAAGCUGGACGCCCCAGAGCGACGAGCAUGCUCCUGCUGCUGAAGAGUACAGUGGAGGUGACACUGGGGAAGCAGGGGACUUUGCACUCUCUGACGAUGAGUUGUUAGACGAGGUCGAGGUUGCACGCGUGUUGGAAGAAGAGGAUGCGAGAGAGGCGGCGGGUGAUGACCUGGAGGACGAGGAGGAUGAGGAGCUGCAAAACAUGGAAGGCCAGGUGGCUAUGUUGGCGGAAUCCAGCCUUGAGGACAACGCCGGUGUCAGCAUCAGCCCGUCCGCCCACGGAAUGCAGGCCAACGAACCCACCGCGCCAGAACCACAGGAGGACGCGUCAAAGGCUGGACAGUUUGGCGAGGAAGGUCUGGUGCAUGCGGGAUCCAACAUCAGGGAUAACAGUGGUAUCAGUGAGGCCGGGUCCGGAGUCCGGCAAGCGCCACAUAGUGCCCCAUUCUCGCCCAGCACCGGUACCCCAGCCAGUGAAAUUGGCAGUGGAACGGAUCACGCCGCCGCUGCAGGAGGGCGUGUGUCAGACAGGUUGCCUGACUUGGGAAGCAUGAGUGCUGGCAGCUCCCAGCGUAUCGGUGCUGACUCCAGAGGUAGCAAGGCCGCCACACCAGUCGUGCCUUCCCAGGCAUCAGGGGGUUCAGCUCAUGGCUCGUCCGGUUCUGAACUCGCUUCUGUGCAGUUGCAUCACUCAGAAAACCACUUGGACAUUGAAAACCAGCCGGGUGUGGGCGCUGGCACUGACAUCGACAGGGAUGAGAUCGCGCUGCGCACCUCGAUGGAGCGCCUUGCCCUGUCUGGCUUGGCGCCUUUGGGCCGCCAGCAGGCCGGGAGCACUGGCGGGAGUUCAGGUCUGACCCGGGCGACAGUGGCGCCCGUGUCGCUGGCGCCACAGCAGCAGCCGUCCGGUCCGGGAAGGACCCGACCGGCCUUGGCGCCGCUGCAGCCGUCAGCCACGUCAGCGGCUGAGGGUGGUGGAGCACUUCAACCGCCGGAUUCACCGGGAAAGCCGCCAUCCCUGGCAAACUACCAGGGCCCUACCCGGCAGCUUUGGCGGCCUGCCUCGGCUCAGCAGCCCCAGGAUCCGCUUUUGAGCAGCUCCGAAACCCUUAUAGCUUCCACAUCCAGCGGGCCCAACCUUAACCCCCGGUCCCGUAACCCCCUGGAGGCACAGUGCCGCACCCGCAUGGGGGCCCCAGUUAGCGGCCUUGCGACAAUGGCUAGGCGUAUGCAGGGCCUGGGGCUGGCCGAUUCCAUCGAGUCGUCGUUGGAUGUUUCAACUAGCGUAGACAGCGUGCCUGCCGCCUCCACGUCUCUUGCCGGCUUUUCGCUGCCACGUCAGCUGAUCCGCGCGCCUGCCGCCAUGGCGGCGGAGGCAAAGGCGCCGUUAUCGUAUUACGAUCAAGAGGCAGGGGGUUCACCUGGCAUCGAGUCUGGUUCAGGGUCAGAAGAUGACGGGCUGGCUCCUGGCGGCUUACAGCAGGCAACGGCGACAAUGAUGGGGAAUACGGGUGGGAGCCUCUCAGGACGGGAGAACAGCCGCCGUGAUGGCGCGUUGUUCCGAUUGCGGCAGUACGGCGCUCGCCGCCGCAAGCUUCUGCAACAGAUUGGAGUCAAGGACCCGCUGUUGAUGUCGAAUGCCACCAGUCUAUCAACCGACAGCUCAACCAUCAGCGACAGCGAGGAUGGGGAUGGAGGUCCACCCCUUCCGCGUGGAAGUCUUCCCGCUGCAAUGCGGCGAAUGUGAAGCUCCUAUGCACUGCCACAUGCUUUGGUCCAUCGGUGGCGCGAUCCUAUUGUGGCCCCACGGACUGGGCUGCUACGUGCACAAGGAAAUCAAGCCUCGCAUGCCUUAAUGGCCAUUAACUUAUGCCCAGGAUAGGACCAUGGGUGAACGUUGUGGUGACUGGUGCAUUGUUGCAUCUGGUUGCAGGCCCAGUUAUUGACGUGGAUUUAGUUCGUUGGAAUCGUACUGGGCUAGGGUGUGGAUAGAAGUUCUCUCCAACAGAGUGCUCCAGCUCCGGCGGUAUUCCUGGUAAAUAUGCUUUUCACGGACUAAGUUCGCUGUUUGUCUUCAGCUCAGCUACUUGGCCUUCGACCUGUCGGGGUGACAGCAUAGGUGCGUUGGAUGGCGACUGAGGAGUUUUGAAGGGCAACUCCAUUGAAACCUACUUAUGUCGUUCCAUGCAGUUCAAGGACAGGUGCUUCCCUUGCACUGAACCUGUGCACGUUGCCCCGUUGAAGGUUCUACCCGAGAGC